UAACGGAUGACACAUGGCGGGGUGACAAGCACCAUCCCACACACUUCUCCUCGCUUACCCGCCCCUCUCGCCCACAUCACCCCUCCUUCCACCCCACUACCCCAAACGAUGACUCUUCAGAUGUUUCUCAUUCCUAAAAGUUAUCAAUUUGAUAAACAAAUAAUUACCCACCUUCUCCAUCAAUCCAAAGAGUCACAAAGCUCCGGCCUGAUGGUCUAGUGGUAUGAUUCCUGCUUUGGGAAGAUUCAGAUCCGUCUGUUUUCAAGCCUAUUCUGCAGGAGGCCCCGGGU
Molecule: messenger RNA, 290 nt
Organism: Bipolaris sorokiniana ND90Pr
Lineage: Eukaryota; Fungi; Ascomycota; Dothideomycetes; Pleosporales; Pleosporaceae
Exons: 1
Coding region: 7-219 (70 amino acids)
Source: RefSeq, a predicted model, not a curated record